AUGUCGGAUCAAGAGGCUACUAACUCUGCAGCGGCAGGAGACCAGGCCAUCAAUAACACACAUGAAAGCACCACAGUAGACGAGCAAACCUCCCAGGCUGAGGCAGCAGCUCCAGAAAACUUACAAACCACCGGCAACGGCCUUGAAGACGCUCUCUUUGGAGAUGACGACGACGAUGAACAAGAGCCAGCGAGGCCAGUACAAAGAAAUAGAAACCGCCAGGACGACGAGGUAGAGAAGCCAGCUGCGAUCGCUGCAAACGAUGAUGACGAUGAUGACGACGAGAAUGAAGGUGUUCGCCGUAAGGUCCGCCGACCAAGGCAACGCGUCGAUUCUGCAUCAGCAUCUCCCCCUCCCGCUGGCUCGAAGGGCUUGACUGCUCCUCCACCUCUCGAUCCAUCUUCUCCAGCUCGCGGCGGCGGCGCUGGUGGCCGCUCGGGCCGUUCAUCUCAUAGCGGCAGCCCGUUUGGCAGAGAAGGCUCUCAAGAGCUCGACGAAGAAGCUCGUCGUCAGCUCGAAUACAAAGAGGAUGAAGAGGGUGAUCUUCAGCCCGACGACAACAUCGAAGUCGCCCAUCUCGCUCUCCCACAACUUCCUGUACGCCGAACGAAAGAACACUGGCUUGCCAGAAUACCGCAUUUCCUUCGCUACGUCACCACCCCUUUCGACGCCGACACUUGGGAUGAAGAACAGGAAGAAAAGGCGCUGCUUGAGGAAGGCUUCAAUUCUCAAUUCGGAAAUGAUGUUGGCGCUGCCAGUCUGCUUCGUACCUCGAACACCAUUCGAUGGCGCUACACCGAUCAGGUCGAUCAGGACGGUGCCCGCAUUCCCGAGUCGAACGCCAGAAUCGUGCGCUGGAGCGAUGGCACCAUGUCGCUCCAAGUCGGUAGCGAACUCUUUGAUAUCACACAACAGACCGAAAAGGGUCGAGUCUCUACCGCAACUAACACAGGCACCAAUACACCACAGAUGAGCUCGAGCUCACAAGCUGCCGGUCCAUCCUCACAGCUACUCAGCCAAGCCACACAAAGUAUGCCCAUGGGUUCCCGCGGAUCCUCCAACCGUCCCGCACAGAGUCUUUCCUACCUCGUCGUCCCGCACGAGCGCGAACAAGUCAUGGAAGCUCAAGGUCCCAUCGCUGGUUCCCUCGCCUUCACACCCGCCGACAUCCAAUCCGAGACGCAUCGCAGGAUUGCCAAAGCCCUGCGCUUCCAAAAGACAGCCCGUGUGGUCGCCACUGCCGCUGGCGAAGGUGCUCUCGAUCCCGAAGUCGAAAAGGCACGUAUCGAGAAAGAACUCAAAGAUGCCGAAAAGAAACGUAUUCGCGAACGUCAAAAAGCCGACCGCAAAAGCGGCAAGUUCGACGACGACAUGUUCGAUAUCGAGUCUCGCAGACGAAGUCGUUACGUUGCUGGCAGAAAGACCGGUGCUGGUCCGCGCAACACCAAUUACUACAGUGAUGAGAGUGAUCUCGAUGGUGCAGCUGAUGAUGUUGGUGGUCGUAGUGGCAAUAAGAGAGGUGUUGCGUCGCAGAGAUAUGCUGAGGAGGAUGACGAUGGGUUCAUUGUUGAUGAUGAGGGUGAUGAAGAUGAAGAUGAUGGAAAGGGUCACGGGCGUGGUUCUGGUCGACGAAAGAAGAAAAGAUCGUCUGAUGACGAGGAUGCAAUGGAGGUCGACGACGAGCCUGAUGAGAUGGAAUUGGCAGAGCAAAAAAUUGAGGAGGCUGAACGUGCACGAAAAAAGGCAGCAGUAGCAGGUGGUGGUGAAUCGAAAGAGAAACGCAGGCCAGAGCCCGCCUUCUCUUCGGAUGAGGAUGAACAGAAUGCUGAAGGCGAGGAUGGCCAAGCUGGCAGUCAGGCGAUUGCCAGGAAGAAGCGCAUCAUCGAGAGUGACGAGGAGUAG
Messenger RNA from Ustilago hordei, 1902 nucleotides. RefSeq lists its product as uncharacterized. The record is from RefSeq and is a predicted model, not a curated record. The transcript has a single exon. The coding region runs from base 1 to 1902 and encodes 633 amino acids. Gene Ontology annotation, biological process: transcription elongation by RNA polymerase II; positive regulation of transcription elongation by RNA polymerase II. Lineage: Eukaryota; Fungi; Basidiomycota; Ustilaginomycetes; Ustilaginales; Ustilaginaceae. Gene Ontology annotation, cellular component: nucleus; Cdc73/Paf1 complex. Gene Ontology annotation, molecular function: RNA polymerase II C-terminal domain phosphoserine binding.